CGGGAGUGAGGAACAGAGCUCGUUAUCUGCCUAGUUCACCACUUCUGGGCUUGGGCUGUCUUUCACUGGUAUUCCCCUGGCUGUCUGACUGCCUGGCAGAAAAGAGUUUGUCUGGACCUGCUGCUGGAAUCCCCCUGACCCUGGAGGGAGACAGAUGGUCAGACUGCGACGCUGUUUGGUGAAGUGACCCCACCAUGCGUGAAUACAAACUAGUGGUGCUAGGCUCCGGAGGUGUGGGCAAGUCCGCUCUGACAGUCCAGUUCGUCCAGGGAAUUUUCGUUGAGAAAUAUGACCCGACAAUAGAAGACUCCUACAGAAAGCAAGUGGAAGUGGACGGGCAGCAGUGCAUGCUGGAGAUCCUCGACACAGCAGGAACGGAGCAGUUCACGGCGAUGAGGGACCUUUACAUGAAGAAUGGCCAGGGCUUUGCUUUAGUAUACUCCAUUACAGCGCAGUCAACGUUUAACGACCUACAGGACUUAAGAGAACAGAUCUUACGAGUAAAGGACACUGAAGACGUCCCCAUGAUCCUGGUGGGCAACAAGUGUGACCUCGAGGACGAGCGGGUAGUGGGCAAGGAGCAGGGACAGAACCUCGCCAGACAGUGGAACAACUGUGCCUUUUUAGAGUCCUCUGCGAAAUCAAAGAUCAACGUUAACGAGAUCUUCUAUGACCUGGUCAGACAGAUAAAUAGGAAAACGCCAGUGGAAAAGAAGAAGGCGAAAAAGAAAUCGUCUUGCCUACUGCUCUAAAACUCCCACCAGCAGCAGCUCUGAGCCAGAAUGCUGAAAUGAAGAACUGUUGCCUCUUUGGAAAGUGCCAGCAUUCCAGACCUUCAACCAGAAAUGAAAACUUCAAAAAGAAAAAAAAAACAAGCAUCUUACUACUACAACUACAACUGCAAGGAAAAGUGAAAAUAAUUGACCACAUAUCUCGGACGGACUCCUCUGUACUUUUUAUACAUCAGUCAGCCGAAGAAUCCGGAUUUUUUCUCUGGUAGGAUUGACUGUCAAGACAGACCCUGAAUCUUCAGCUUCCUGGCCUCCAUUUGUUCUUUUUUUAACAAAAUGUUUAAAGACUACAGUAUUUUCAUGUCUGGCAAUAGAUAAUAAACUUUUUUUGGGGGGCAGUUGAAAUUUAGAUCUAUGAUUAUAAACAAACAGCAUGGCCUCAAUUAAAAUUAUAUAUAAUAUUGCAAAUGGAAGCAGAAUUGAUGAUUAUUGACCUUUUUUAUUAUCAUGUACCAGUCCUAAGCACUAAUUGUGUCAAAAGUAAUAGAUUGAAGUCCAUAUAUAUUUUUAUUUCCUGACAUUAAUGGGCUUUGCAGCAAAUAACAUUCUUUUCCUGUGUGACUUUAUUUUGUAUUUGAAGUCACUGGGCUUUCAGAUUUCCCAUAAUGGAUUUGAAUUCCAAAGGUUUUUUUUUCUUUUGCAUAAAUAUGCUUUGGGGAAACAAAAUAGGUAUUUUAUAGAAAAAACUGUGGGAAUAAUAAUAAUUGGUUUCUAUGUCUCUCAAAGCUGAAAUAUAUUAUACUAAACCAACUCUAAUAUCGCUUCUUGUGUUUUCCUGUCACAAACAAUUCCGGCUUUUAUGAAUAAUUAAAUUUUAGUACAUUUUCAUUAUUUUUUGGUCAUUGUAAUUUUUGUUAUAUAUAUAUGUUUCUUAUCCAAAAGGAGCUCUAUCAUUUUUGGUGUUUUUUUUUUUAACUUAAUGAUGUUUUUCUUCGGUUCUCUGCCUGGCAAGUGUCUCAGUCAUCGCUGUUCAGAAAACGCCUGCGAUGGAAAUGUGAACUGAAUGAAUAAAUGAUUUUCGGAUUUA
This is a messenger RNA of Lepisosteus oculatus (spotted gar), 1818 nucleotides long. RefSeq names its product RAP1A, member of RAS oncogene family a (gene rap1aa). Gene Ontology annotation, biological process: negative regulation of synaptic vesicle exocytosis; cellular response to cAMP; Rap protein signal transduction. Gene Ontology annotation, molecular function: GDP binding; GTPase activity; GTP binding. The record is from RefSeq and is a predicted model, not a curated record. Lineage: Eukaryota; Metazoa; Chordata; Actinopteri; Semionotiformes; Lepisosteidae. Gene Ontology annotation, cellular component: plasma membrane.